Molecule: messenger RNA, 1615 nt
Organism: Salvia miltiorrhiza (redroot sage)
Lineage: Eukaryota; Viridiplantae; Streptophyta; Magnoliopsida; Lamiales; Lamiaceae
Exons: 6
Coding region: 198-1256 (352 amino acids)
Source: RefSeq, a predicted model, not a curated record
CAAAAAAUAUAAUGAAGAAUGGAGAAUUGAAUGAAUGAAUGACAAUUAGAACGAGUAUUUGUUAAAGCAAUUAAAAUAAAAUAACCACAGACAUGAAUUUACGUCGGCGAAAAUGGGACGGCGGAGACAAAGAUCGCUUAUAACAAAACAAACCAAAUUCCAAGAUUUUUGCCUGUGAAAUUCGUUAGCAGUCUUUCAUGGAAAAGGGGAAAUCCAAAUAUUCUGCAGGAACAGUGACCACUUCUUUGCGGGUUCUCCACUUGGAUAAUAAUUCAAAAUCAACCCCAAAUUCGGUUGCUUUCCCUCUUCAAUCUCAAUCGUUUAGUACCAAUAAGAGAAAGGCGCCAACCUUAUUGAGUUUGUGUCUGGGAGUCGUAGGUUGCAAUCUUGAAGACAUCAUUGAUGACUUUGCCGAGAUUGCCAUCGCGUUCCCUUCCGAUAUUAAGAUGGUAUUGGUGGCUAUUGCGAGAAGAAGAAAGCUGCUGAAUGAUGAUUUCUUGGUUGCCUUAGUCGAUAGUUCAUGGGAGAUAUUAGAUAUGUCUGGUUCAGAUGUUUCGGAUUCUGGGCUUUCUCAUGUUGUAAACAUCUGCCAUAACCUAAAAGCAAUCGAUAUAAGGCUUUGCACAAGACUGACACCAACAGGAGUUUCCGAACUUCUCCAGCGUUGUCGUUCACUAGAGAUAUUGAGAUGGGGAGGUUGCGCGAGGAGCGACUCUGUCGUUCGCAGAUGUUUGAGUCUCUUAGAGCCUAACCUCAAUGACGUGGCUGGAGACUCGUGGGAGGAUCUUGAUGCAGUGGAGCUGAUUCAAGGUGCCUCACUUCGUUGGCUUGUCUGGCCAACAAUCGACAAGGAUUCCCAGGAGACCUUAACUUUUGAAUGUCCGCGGAUUGUAGUAAAUCCGAAGCCAUCCCUUUUGGGUUACAGGGGAACUGAAGUUCCACAAGAAGCAUUAAUGCAGCUUGUAUUAGAUGACCUUAUUGUUAAAGAUGUCGAUCCAAAAACUUGGGCUGUUUCUGGAUGCAAUCUAUCUAGGACUGCACUUCUACCAGUUGCAUCUCCUAAUGAACUAUCUAUUGCUGAAAAAUUUAGGCUAGCAUUCCUGGAUAGAGAUACUCGGUUAGCACCAAAGAGAGCAAAAAAUACGAGGCAACAUCAACGACGUGCUGAGAGGGAAUGGGUGACGAUGGAUAUGAAGGCAAAAGCAUUAGUGCUUGCUUCCAAGGCUAACAGAUCGAUGAACCACCGGAAUUUGUAAGAAAAAUUCCCCGGGUAAAAAUUGCAGUUUGUUUUGCUCAAAAGUCAGCCUUAAGUUUGGAUGGUUUGCCCAAUUUGAAGCCAUAUAUGUUUAGCAAUGUGAAUGGGAUGUGAUUUACUCGUGAGUUGGUUUCAUGUUCGAGCUUUAUUUGCCUUUGCCUUUGUUAGGGCAUCUCCAUCAUGAUCCACAAUAGAUCGUGGAAUAGAAUUGUACUCAACUUUUUCUAUUUCGGUAGUCAAUUAUGUUAUUAGGUCACACUAUUAUAGAUAUAACUAGUAUUCCACCCGUGCAUCGUGCAUAUGCACGGGGUAAAUUAUUGUAGUUUUUUUUAUAAGGUUAAUUAAUUAUAUAUUAAUUAA